Molecule: messenger RNA, 1443 nt
Organism: Salvia splendens (bonfire salvia)
Lineage: Eukaryota; Viridiplantae; Streptophyta; Magnoliopsida; Lamiales; Lamiaceae
Exons: 1
Coding region: 1-1443 (480 amino acids)
Source: RefSeq, a predicted model, not a curated record
AUGGUCAGCUACAUCCCACCUCACCUACGGGGAAAACAGCACCCUGGAAAUCAACAGUACAACCAGCCGAGAUAUCAGCAAGAACAUUACGGGCAAUCUGACUACCCGCAGGCCAACUAUAGUGGGGGACCACCGAAUCAAAGAUACAACCGACACCCCAACGAUGGCCACGGAGAUAUGUUGGUACCGCACCAUCCACAUGAUGCGAUGCGGGAAAUCCAGGAGGCUCAGAAGGAGCAGCGGGCGACGUUGGAGAUGCUGACAAAACAACUCUCCCAAGUUGCAGUGUCGGUGGGCGAGUUGAAGGGAAAUGAAACCACUACGCAACCACCUGGUCGUGUGAAUAUUAGUGAAGUAUCCCUGAGGUCGGGGAAAGUCUACCAAGGCCACAUCCAUCCUGCGAUAUCUCCAGCAACUGGUUCUGGACCAAGCCGUGAGGAAGAGGAAGAAUCCAGUAGAGUGGAUCAAGUGAGAGAAAAGGGCAAGGAGAAGGUGGGAGGUGAAGCCUCGGAAGAAAGUCAGAAAGCGGAAACUGAAAGGGUUAAGCCUUAUCCGUACCGUGGAAUGGUGACAAGGAAGAGGGAUGCCACAAUCGAUGUGGCAAGUAUGUUCAAGGGCGUGGAGAUGAAGGUACCGCUCUUGACGGCGUUAAAAAUGCCCCCGAUCAGCAAGUUCAUUAAGGACUACCUGGCAGGGAAGGUCAAUGAGGAAGGGAGACUAAUUACAGAUGAGAACGUCUCUGCCGUGAUCCAGAGAAGCGACCUUCCCUCCAAGAAGACUGAUCCUGGAAUGUUCACACUCCCUAUUUCUAUCAGAGAUAUCCAGGUGGAGCACGCUAUGUGCGACUUAGGGGCAUCAAUCAACGUUCUACCAUACUCCAUCUAUCAGAAGUUGGAAGCGACCAAGCUCAUCGAUACAGACAUAAUGAUACAGUUGGCCGACAGAUCGUGUAUUCACCCAGAGGGAAUCCUAGAAGACGUGAUUGUUAAGGUGAAUAACUUUCUAUACCCAGCUGAUUUUUUUGUAAUCAAGAUGACGGAACCCGCAGCAAAGGAGUCGAGUGGAGUCCUAUUAGGACGACCGUUCCUGUCCACAACCAACACUAUUAUAGACGUCCGAAAUGGGAUGAUAAGCCUGGAUUUCAAAGGAGAGCAGUACACGUUCAAUAUUGAUGAAGCCAUGAAGAAGCCAGCUGACGGCGAGAACGUAUACUCCAUAGAUGUCACUGAGCCCUUGGUACAGGAGUAUUUGGAAGAAGAAUUCUUAAAGAGACAGUUCACUGACUCCGCUGCAGAUAAGGAGGUCGAAAAAGAAGUAGAAGAGUGGUAUGAUACCAUGAAAGUUGGAGAGAUGGACGACCAGGCCAUCGUAAAAGUGAUAACGGAUUUUUGCGAGCGCCCGAGGCCAGCUGGGUCAAGUGGGACAACCAAGUGUCUAGCUUAG